Molecule: messenger RNA, 1134 nt
Organism: Haliotis rubra (blacklip abalone)
Lineage: Eukaryota; Metazoa; Mollusca; Gastropoda; Lepetellida; Haliotidae
Product: zinc finger protein OZF-like
Exons: 1
Coding region: 1-1134 (377 amino acids)
Source: RefSeq, a predicted model, not a curated record
AUGAAGUUCAAAAAGGACAAAAAAACAGCCAGUUUGGAGUGUAAAACUUGUUACUUCCAAGCUAAGACUGUGCAUGAAAUCAGAAAACACCGCUUGCAGCACAAGUUAGGUGUCCAUGAGUGUAAAGACUGUAAUAUGACCUUCAACUCGACCCCUAACCUUCAGUUCCACAUUCAGCUUCACCAUAAGAAGUCACACACUGCCAAGUGUGAUAUUUGUGGAAAAGUGUUCAAACAUAAACGAUACGUCAUUGGUCACCGGAAACGUCAUUUUGGAACCAAGAAAUUUAAGUGCAACAUAUGUGGGAAAGCAUUUUAUGAGAAAUGCACCCUCAAGGCUCAUGAGCAGAUUCACAUGGAGCCUAGUGAGAGGGAGUACAGAUUUGUAUGCCCAUUUUGUGGCAAUCGUUACACAAGCAAAAGCAAUUUCAAUGAUCAUUUAAACAAACACACUGGGGAAAGGCCUUAUAAGUGCACCCAUUGUGAUAAAUCCUUCGGGUUCCGUAGCCAGCUUGCCCAGCAUAGGAUCUUUGCCCAUUCCACAGACCGGCCUUUCAAGUGUAAAGAAUGCAACAAAGGUUUUAAGCUGGCGUCAAAGUUGCAGCAGCAUAUGAUUGGCCACACGGGAACCAGCAAACACAUGUGCGAUAGAUGCAAUCAGGCGUACUGCUCAUCUGCGUCGUUAAGGAUCCAUCAACAAAAAUGUCGAGGAACAGUUGUGAAGAAACGGCCGUUGACUUCACAAGUUUCAUUUGAGCCCAAUCCCAAUGUCAUUGCAGUGUCGGAAUCAGAAGUUCACAUGGCAGUGAUGAAUUCGUAUGUUGUGAUGAACAACUCUGGCAUUGACCUUGACCCUCAGUUGGACUGUAACAGCCAGGAGCAGCAGACGGAGAUCUAUCUGUGUAGCGUGUGUGAGGUUGGGUUUACAAGGUAUGAGGAUGCAAAACAUCAUAUCAACACCGAGCACGAGGAAAUGGGAGUGGAAGAAGAGAGUGUUGUCAUGGUGGAGGAAGAGUGUAUGCCAGAGGAAUCAGAUGUCGUGGUGGACCCAACGAUACAACUGACGGAGAUCAGCAUGGCUGAAGCAGACACAAUGUCGGAAACAAACACAAGACAUGUUGUCUAUCACACUUAG